Molecule: messenger RNA, 8282 nt
Organism: Cheilinus undulatus (humphead wrasse)
Lineage: Eukaryota; Metazoa; Chordata; Actinopteri; Labriformes; Labridae
Gene: cilp2
Product: cartilage intermediate layer protein 2
Exons: 10
Coding region: 108-3854 (1248 amino acids)
Source: RefSeq, a predicted model, not a curated record
CACACCUGAGAGACAGGGGCGGCUACUUUUCUGUCUUCAUUUAGUUCUUCCUUAAAUUUAUGUCACUUUGUUUAGAGAAAGUCAUCUGUGAGUGAAGGUGUGGGACCAUGUUGGAAUUUAAAAAGGUGGCACUCCUGCUGUCUUUCCUGGCUUCAGUGGCUCUGAGCCAAGGACUUGUUAGGACCAGAAAUCUGUCAGACAGAAGCAGGAGAGCAGCCAUUAACGCCUUCACUGACACACAGUCAACAGGUGUGACAGAGUGGACGUCUUGGUUCAACAUCGACCAUCCAGGAGGCAAUGGAGAUUACGAGCGCCUAGAGGCUAUUCGUUUCUAUUACAGGGAGAGGGUUUGUGCACGGCCCACUGCCAUGGAGGCUCGGACUACAGACUGGGUGGCUGCUGCUGACACGGGGGAAGUGGUCCACUCGAGUCUGGAGAAGGGGUUCUGGUGCAUCAACAAGGAACAGCCUCAAGGCCGCAUCUGCUCCAACUAUCAUGUCCGCUUUCAGUGUCCCCCAGUGCAGAGCUACUGGACUGACUGGAGUGAGUGGGGUCCCUGUUCCACCUCAGUUUGUGAUGAUGUAGGAAUCCAGGUCCGCCAGAGGAGAUGUGUCAACACUCAGCCCAUGCCUCUCCUGUUGGUGCCGGCGUGUCAGGGGCAUCAUUCAGAGAGGAGAGAGUGCUCCAACCCUCCAUGCACAGCCAAUUGGAGUCUGUGGGGUCGGUGGGGAACGUGUUCAGUGACCUGUGGUGGAGGUCGCAGGAUACGGAGGAGGACAUGUGUGAGAGACUCUGUGACUGUACAUUGUACUGGACGCCCUGUUGAAAUACAGAAGUGUGGGAAGGCUCCAUGCCCAGCAAAAUGUCAGCUUGUGUGCACCGAGGGCCGCCCCAGCGAGGACUGCAGCAGGUGUGUGUGUCCAGGCCACAUGCUGCAUGGAGAUGUCCACACUGUGACUAAUGUCCCCAUAGCAGGAGCGUGGGUGGCUCUGGCCGACCAGCCUAAGGUGGUCCGUGCCCGUACAGAUGCCAAAGGUCGGUUCAGGCUCCCAGGAGUGUGUUCAUCCACCUCCGCCUCAAUCUCCAUCAGGAAAGAGAAGUUUGCCCCAGUUACUGUGUCCUCGUCCAGUAACACCACAGGGUCGUCUUGGGUGCAUGCUGUUCUUAAAUCUGCUGAGAAGCCGUACAUUGUGAAGCACCCAGAGGACAAAGUGCGUUAUGAGGGAGGACGGGUACUGUUGUGCUGCAAGGCAACUGGAUCACCUAAGCCAGACAAAUACUACUGGUACCACAAUGGGACUCUGCUCGACAGAAAGGUUUACAAGUAUGAAGAGGACCUGGUACUUAGGGACCUGAAGCUGGAGCAGUCAGGGCAGUACUACUGCAAAACCAGCAGCCCUGCAGGCAGCAUCAAGUCCUCUCCAGCUGUCCUUACUGUGAUUGCCAAAGGGACACCAGCCUGUAAUUCUACCCCUGAGGCACACCUCAUCAGAUUGCCAAUGGACUGUGUUCAACCAGGGACUGAUUCCAAGUUCUACAAUGCUGGUCGCUGCCCUCACAACAAAUGUGCUGGCUCCCUGGACUUUGAUAUGCGUUGCAGAGAUGGGGAUGGGUUCUGCUGUGGGGUCCAAAGUAUGGAAAGUCGUUUAAUCGACUGUGGGAGCUACAGCCUCCCUAUCAAGGCUGUGACGGCGUGCAGUUGUCAGAAGUGCGUACAGCCAACUGUGCUGGUUCGUGGAAGAGUGGUCUCAGCUGACAACAAUGAACCUCUGCGUUUUGGACAUGUCUAUAUUGGUAAAGAGAGGGUUGGCACUACUGGAUACCAAGGAAGUUUCACCUUAAAAAUCACCCCUGACACACAGAGAUUAGUUGUCAACUUUGUUGACCCCACUGAAAAGUUUAUCGAUACCCCUAAAGUGUUUGUCUUUGAUAAGAAAGGUGGCUCCAUCUAUCAUGAUGUAAAGGUAAUGAGAAAGCAAACACCUAUUGAUAUUAAUGCAGGUGAGACUAACUCUAUUUCCCUUGGUGAGAUGGUAGGGGAAGACCCCAUUGGUCAGCUGGUUAUUCCUCCAAAUUCUUUUCACAAGGACAAUGGAGACAUUUAUGAGGGAACUGUGAAAGCCAGCGUCACAUUCAUUGAUCCAAGAAAUAUCACUACAGCAGCCGCGACUCCUGGUGAUCUUAACUUUGUGGAUAAUGAAGGUGACAUGCUGCCUUUGAGAACCUAUGGCAUGUUCUCUGUUGAUUUCAGAGAUGAGACAAACAAAGAUGCACUAGGAGCCGGAGCUGUUCAAGUCCUUCUUGACACACAGCAUGUCAAAAUGCAAGAGCACAUCCCCAAAAUGAAGCUGUGGUCUCUAAAUCCGGACACAGGAGUCUGGGAAGAGGAGAGUGACUUCUCCUACACUACAACCACCACUGGAGGUCAUGGUCGGAGCAAACGAGAGGAGCGGACAUUUCUCAUUGGCAACAUGGAGAUCAGGGAGCGCCGGCUCUUUAAUUUAGACGUACCUGAAAACAGACGAUGCUAUGUUAAAGUCCGAGCCUACAUGAGUGACAAAUUCUUACCUAGUGAACAGCUAGAGGGUGUUGUAAUAAGUUUGAUCAACUUGGAACCAAAACCUGGUUAUUCCUCCAAUCCUAGAGCGUGGGGACGCUUUGACAGUGUAAUCACUGGAUCCAAUGGAGCCUGUUUACCAGCUUUCUGUGAUGCUCAAAGGGCCGAUGCUUACACCGCUUAUGUUACAGCAAUGAUGGGCGGGGAAGAACUUGAAGCAGCUCCUUCCUCCCCAAAGAUGAAUCCAAACAUCAUUGGAGUGUCUCAGCCAUAUCUAGAUAAAAUCGACUACCAGCGCUCAGACCAUGAAGACCCAGCCCUGAAGAAAACAGCCUUUAGGAUCAAUCUGGCCAAGCCUAACCAAAACAAUCUUGAUGAGACCAAUGGGCCUAUAUAUCCAUAUCAAAACUUAAUAGGUUGUGAAAAUGCCCCUGUUGAUGCCAAUCACUUCAGAUUCUUUAGAGUGGAAAAGGACAAAUAUGAAUACAAUGUUGUUCCCUUUGAGGAGAAUGAUUUGACAACCUGGACAGGGGACUACCUCUCCUGGUGGCCUAAUCCCCAGGAGUUCAGAGCGUGCUUCAUUAAGGUCAAGAUUCAAGGACAAAAGGAAGUGAUGGUCAGGUCAAGGAAUCUUGGAGGAACACACAAGGAAACAACAGGCAAACUUUAUGGCAUAAGAGACAUUCGCAGCACCAGGGACAUGCGGGAGGCCAACACCUCAGCAGCCUGCGUGGAAUUCAAAUGUAGUGGCAUGUUGUUCGAUCAAGCAGAGGUUGAUAGAUCCCUAAUAUCAAUCCUUCCACAGGGCAACUGUCGCAGGAUAGGCACCAACAACCUCCUUCAGGAGUACCUCAUCAAACAUCCACCAGUCGCUCAAAACAACGAGUCACACGCAUUCACAAUGCUAGCUCCUGUUGAUCCUUUAGGACACAACUACGGCAUCUAUACAGUCACAGAUCAGAAUCCCAGGGUGGCAAAGGAAAUUGCUAUUGGUCGCUGCUUUGAUGGCACCUCAGAUGGUUUCUCCAGGGAAAUGAAGUCUGAUUCUGGCGUGGCGCUGACGUUCAGCUGCCCAGAGCGGAAAAUCACCAAAGAAAGCCUUUUCCAACGUCUCCAAACCAAUCCAGGUCAGACUCUUUCUCAGAUGGCAAGAGACAUGCGAGAAUCGGAGGGCCUGCAGGUGCAGAGAUCAUCCACCCGGGUGGUGGUCUAUCCUUCAGAGCAGCGGAGUGAGAGUCGCAGGGUCAGUUCUACAACAAGGAGGAGAACGUCUAUGCGAACUCAGCAACGUCAAUAGAUGCACCAACAGGGCUUGGGAGAAGACUCUUAUGAUGGCAUCAGGCUGAGGAAGUAAAAGUUGCCCAUCUUUUGAUGUGUGAACUCCCUCCUCACUAUGGAAACACCAAAACUGAAGCAGACAGCAUUUCAGCAAAACCAAUGAAGACUUUUAAAGACUUUUACUUACUUGAAGGGCUUGGUAUAUAAAUAACCUCCCACCCUCCUUGCAUCAUUAUUUAAGAAAUGCAGAGACUGGCCUUUUUUUGAUUAGCUGUGGUAUAUUUUUUCCUCUAAUGAAAUAAACUUAACUGAUCUGAAGAAUGCAACUUUUAUAGUUUUAAUUUGUGGCAUUCCACUGAGGGUGUUUUGCUGAUUUCUAUUAACACUUGAACUGAAACCCAAACCCUUCCAAAGCUAAAAAUAUUCUGCCAGUCCCCCAAACACAUCAUAAUUGGCCAUUGCUUCACUCUGAACUUCUUAAGAUCAAAAAGAAACCAACGUUAAAUCCUUGUUGCCAGUACAGAGGACACUGAGCCCUUUUAAAAACCGUGAAAUUCUCUCAAACUUAGGAACCUCUCUCUUGUGCAUGCCACCCAGGGAACAGAGGAUGUUUUCAGUCAUGCUUGUUAAAGUUUUUCUUUAGCAUGCUCCAUUGCCAACUGUGAUUCAGCCACGUCUGUCCACACCUACUUAGAAAUGUGCAAGACCAAAGCCUCCGCCAAGACAAGCAGGGAUCUUGUUGGUAGGAACUUGUUGUCUAAAAUGAAAAUAGCCUAUGGUGUAUUUAAGGUUGUUUUUUUUUUAAAUGCACAUUCCAAAUUAGCUUCAAUAAACCAAAUGUUACAAAAAGUUUAAUUUUCCAGAAUGGUUUACUUUCAAAAAGCCAUUACAGUAACUCCCUCAGUGUCUGAAUAGACCUUUUAAUGUUGUUUGGCAAUGUUUUUUGUGAGAGGCCUUUGUGUCAAGAAGUGCAAUAACUAUAUUAUUUAAGAAUUCUUAGAGAAGCAUUUAAAACAAAUUGAAAAUGAAAGUACAGUAAAGAAAGUAAAGUAAAGAAAAUGCUACUGGUCAAUGGAGCAAGGACUCUUUCAGUACCUCUGGCAGAAAGAGUGGUUAAGGUGUCUGUAAAGAUCUUUACGGAAUAGGAUUAGUGCCAUAGGCGAAGGAAAAAAUAAUACUGUGCAAUUCGAGAUUGAAGUCAAAAUGCCGAGAAUAAAAUUGAAUUACAAUUUCAAGAAAAAGUUGACAUUUUGAGAAUAAUUCAAAUCCCUUUUAAUCACUUUAGUUCCCUGCCAAUUUUACCACUUUAGACAUAGUAUUGCCACUUUCAACCCAUUUGUGCCACUUUUCAGCCCCUUUCCCCACUGUUUCUGCACAUUUUUGGCACUUCACACCCAUUAAUGUCACUUUCUGCCAAUUUUUUUGCCACUUUAAACACAUAUUGCUGGCUUUACCCCAUUUUGGGGCAAUUCUGAAUAAGAUUUCAUCACCUUUUCUGUCCAUUUGGCAACUUGUAAGCCAUUUUGCCACUUUUUAAAACCUAUCCACCACUUGUUAUGCCCAUAUUUAAACAUGUAGUAUUUUUGACACUUUUAACCAUUUAACCAAUUUUUGCUGUUUUUAGCCCAUUUAUGCUAUAUUUUGUCCAUUAUAAUUCUGUUUUAAGAAAAGGGGUUUACAGUUUGAAGAAUCCUAGAUACUACACCAUAAAUGAAUGCCAAAAUUAUUUGUUACUUUGAUAAGAGUGGUCAUUAUUUAGGUAAAAAUAUGGUUAUCACAGCAUAGUUUUACAAUGGACUAUGACUUUGCAAACCUCCAUGGGCCUCCCAUUUGGCAGGGCCCCUGAAAGCAUUUUCCUUUAUCCCCCUUUAUGGGCUGUCUUGUGUAGGAUCUUUUAGCUCAUCAUAGGAUCUUUUAGUUCAUAAACACAGUGUGGUUGUCUAAGAUCCCCUAUUUGUUCUAGUAACAUGCUUUUACUUUAUUCUCAAAAUGACCUUUUUUUCUCAAAAUUGUAUCUUGACUUUUUUCUCAACAUUUUGACUUUAAUCUCAAAGUGCACAGCAUUGCUUUAAACCAAGUGCACUAAUCCUCUUCCAUAGAUCUUAAAUAAGAUUUAUUAUGGGUUAUUUUAAGCAAGCAAUUCAACAGCUCAGUAAUCAUUUUCAAUUUUCUUAACUGCAUUGAAUCUAUAAACCUUGAUGUACUUUCUGCAUGACUGCGCUGAUUUCACAAUGUGCACGGCAUAGUUAUCUUUCUGACUCUGAAGUACAACCCUGUUCAUGGAAGUUUAAGAUCUCAGAAGCUAUUCAUUUUAAUUCUAAAACCCACUGCAUAAUGGGAAAAGACAUAAAUGCCAUAUUGAAUGAAUUCUGUCUGAAUGACAGUGUGUGAGGACAUGAUGAUAAAAGCUCCAAACUUGUUUAUCUGCAAAACAGCCACUUGCAGACCCAUGGGAGAAGCUUUUCAAGCUGAACUAAUCCAAAACUAAAUGAGGGAGGCCAUGAAGGAACUAGGAGAGGAUUAGAAGUAAAUACAAACCUUCUGUUAAUAGGAAAAUAAAUUACAUAUUCCCCUGAGACCUAAAAAGUUUUACUCAGAUUGCAACAAACAGCCCAACAAAGGUGGUAAUGAACAGUAUUCCGGUCAAACAAAUAACUUUCACAGCAGUACCCAGUAAUUCAAACUGUUAACCUGACAUGUCCUGAGUAAUCAGUGUAAGCCUCAUAACAUUUUUAUUUCUGAUGUGCUACAGAUUUAUUGUUUUGUGCUCUAAAUGGUGUGAUGUGAUGUGUAUGUAUAAAUGAAAACCAGAUAUUAUAACUCAACACUCAUAACUGUACCCACUUCAAAUGCAUCUCUUUUCAAUAAGCACUUGGAGAGGCACACUCGUAAAAAACACUCGAAACAGACUAAUAUGGGUUGACAACACAUCGAACCUCCACCAUUACCACUGAACUCUCUAAUCAUAGGCCUGUAGGCCAUCAGCAACAGAAUAGUCUGGAUCUCCAGAUGAAAACAAACAUCGCCCUGCAGCAGAUGUAGCAUCCACCCCGUAAGAAAGAUGAUGAUUGAACCCAGGUGUGGGAAGAGAUAAGUCCUAUAAAAAUGCAAUGGUGUGUGAGGUCAGCUGAGGAGGACCAACAGCUGUAGAGCAACUGGAGGAAAUGUUAGACCAAAGACUUCAAGAGACAGAGGAGAGGAGGGGGAUUAUCCUGUGAUGGAUUUAAUCAUUUUUGUGGGUGCAGGGGAAAAAAGGAAGGGAAAAAAUUAGUGGUCUUUGGCCUAACAGUCAAUCACUUAGAAAACAUCAGGCUUCAAAAGUGGUUGCACAUGGAAGAAUGCAGGUUUUAGAGGAGAAUGCUUUGACAGGAGAAUUGGCUUAUUCAUGAGGAGAAGCCAUCAGAGGGGUUUGAAAGACAAGGUAACAAUAAUAGGCUGAGUAAGCCAUUAUGUAAGGCUUUGCAUGGGAAAGUAAGCAGGGUUCUUAAACAGUUACUUUGUCUUCUGGGGAACUUCAAAGCAGAUUAAACAUCCUCGCCAAUGUUUGGUUCAAUGAUUUAUGAAAAAGUCUGCAGAAUGGAAUAUAGUUUUAGCCUGGAUGCAGCUCAUAAAAUUACGUAGCAAAGACUGAUAUAAAAACAAAAGUCUCAUAUUAUUGGUGGGAAGGUCAGUAGGACGAGCUGCGGUCUCCUUUUACAUUCACUGUCAAAGCUUUGGCAAGGAACUUUUGGUUUGUCGAUGUUGGGGCCCCCGGAGGAAAAUGUAGUUCCUCUAUCUCUUUGCUGAUGUUUUCUUGUUGAUGUGCAAAGUGUUUUAUUUUCUUUUUCCCUGAAAAAUCUCGUUGAACAGCAGAAUGUAUCACCCUGAGAUUUUGAUUAUUUCUAUGAUAUUCAGCCCCAAGGAGCCAUCAAAAAGCAAUAAAAAUAACCAUUUACAGUAAAAAUAGAAAUAGUCUGUCUAUAAACUUUGUUCUGGUUUGCCUUUUUGUAUCUCAAAAAGAUGCAUUCAUAUAAAUGUCAGUGUUUUUUUCUUUUCACGUGGCCUUUGAUACCACAAAUAAGGCUUAAUGGAGUUUAAUGUGUUUUUGUUGUAACAUUUUUAGAAAUUGUUUGACAUUUUGGAAAAUUCUCCUGUUUGCUUUCCUGCUGAAAAGAUGAAAAGAUCCCUCAGUCUGGGAAAUCUGAUACCAUAGCAAGCCUAGGCAUAAAGACUGGAAACAGGGAGAAGAGCUUGCCAAGGUCCUCUGGAAAACCUUAUAGUUUUCAAUUAGGAUCAUAGACUAUGGACAGUGAUGCAGCCCAUUUGUCUCUAGAGAGAUACUGAAGCUUAAAGAUUGGGUUCAUUGUUGGAAAUGCCUUUGACUUUUAAUAAAGUAGUUACAGGCAACCCAAAUAGCAGCUGAUGAGCAGGAUCUAGCCUUAACUCACCAGAUUCACCUAGCAAUCAC